AUGGCGCGAUCGAAGAUGUCGCUGGUGCUGACGGCUGCGGUUGCGAUGGCCCUCUGCAACAGCGUGGCGUUUGUGACCGAGGCGAUGCUUUUUGACCGGUUCGUGCGUGCCAUGCUAGCUGUGCCCAGGGUGCUCGAGCAGCCCGCCUUCGCUCAGAGGAUGGAAGGAGAGUUCAAAAACCCCCAAUACAACGAGGAGCCGCCAACCUCCGACCUAACUUACCUGCUCCUUUUCACGGCUGCUCUUCUCUUCUACAUUGGCAAGACAGCCUUCGACAAGAGUGGCGCGAAGAGCUUGGGUGAUGCAGUGAACAAGUGA
Symbiodinium natans is the source of this 318-nucleotide messenger RNA. The record is from the annotation of a GenBank genome assembly. Lineage: Eukaryota; Dinophyceae; Suessiales; Symbiodiniaceae.